AUUCUUUGCUGGGGAUUGAAAUCUUUUGCAAUGGUAAAAUCCAAAGCCAUCGACUGUCCAAUUAUAUGUUAUCGGCCAAUUGAACCCUCAGACCUUGAAGUUUUGGAGCAAAUUCAUGGUAAUUUGUUUCCGAUCCGGUAUGAGGCGGAGUUUUUUCAUAAUGUUGUUAAUGGGCGUGACAUUGUGGCAUGGGCAGCGGUCGAUCAUAAUAGACCAGAUGGUAGAACUGAUGAGCUUAUUGGAUUUGUGACUGCACGAACUGUUCUGGCUAAAGAAAGUGAGUUAUCUGAUUUACUUCGGCAUGAUUCAUUAACCACGGAUGAAACUCUAGUAUACAUUCUUACACUUGGAGUAGUGGAAAGCUACAGAAACCUUGGGAUAGCUAGUUCACUUGUUCAAAAGGUAAUUAAAUACGCCUCAAGCAUCCCGAGUUGCCGAGCAGUUUAUUUGCAUGUAAUUUCAUACAAUAAUACUGCUAUCAAAUUCUACAAGAAAAUGUCAUUCAAGUGCCUACGAAGACUGUCGGGCUUUUACUUUAUCAAUGGCCAGCAUUAUGAUUCUUACCUGUUCGUCUACUACGUGAAUGGUGGUCGGUCUCCAUGCUCUCUAUUAGAGGUUGUGAGUUUCAUGGUGAGUUAUUUAAGGGAUGGUAUAAAGUGUGUAACUUCAAGGCUGAGGAAGAAUGAGAAAAGGAAGGUGUCAAAAUGGCCCAAAUGUAAAGAAUCUCACAGCCUUAUAUCGAUGGCACAGAGCAAGAGAAAUCUGGUGGUCGAGAGCAGUGGAUAUGAAUGUGUUUAAUUUGAUGAUAUGAUGUGAAGCACCGAGAAGGAAACCGCUCACUGUUCGCGCCUACUCUUCCUUCCUUCUACUCUUUAUAAUUUAUUGUAGUUUAAAACGUAUAUAUAUAUAUAUAUACUAAUGUGAUGAUAGUCUGUUCUCAAAUGUAAUAAACUUUGGUGAUGUUUAAUAUGAAAGUGAGCCUUAUGCAUCC
This is a messenger RNA of Cucurbita pepo subsp. pepo (vegetable marrow), 991 nucleotides long. NCBI's taxonomy places the organism in Eukaryota, Viridiplantae, Streptophyta, Magnoliopsida, Cucurbitales, Cucurbitaceae. The record is from RefSeq and is a predicted model, not a curated record.